Paracoccidioides lutzii Pb01 is the source of this 876-nucleotide messenger RNA. RefSeq lists its product as hypothetical. The transcript is spliced from 5 exons. Bases 1 to 876 code for a protein of 291 amino acids. The record is from RefSeq and is a predicted model, not a curated record.
AUGCAGAAGCGCUGUCAAAGCCGGCCGACGUCUAGCAAUGACAGUGACGCGACCGACAAACCAUCCCCCUUGAAUACGGACGGCGAGGCCAGCACACCAGUUGUCCCCAAGGGCGCAACAGCCUCUGCCACUGAUGACUCGGAUGAUGAUACUGACCCUGAGGAUGAUACGGAUGAUGAGGUCUCGUCAGAGGACGAGUUCGAUGACUACUUCCCCUGCUCCAAGCUCCUCAUCACUCGCAUGGAGGUUCACUGGCAGCGGAAGAAGGAAAAGCCGUCCGCAGACCCCAAGUGGCGGAGUCCGGUCGACACUCUCCGCGCGGCAGGGCGACGCAAUCUGUACCUGUUCUUCAACUGGUGUUUCAAGCUGACGUCCGGGAAGGGUGGUCGUCGACUGAAGGGGACGACUAAGUCGAGCUCCCUGAGGGGCGACUGGAAGAACUUCCUGCGCUACUACGAGGGUGCCACUGACACCAAGAUGGACCCGCGGCUGAUGCGGCUGAUGCGGAAGAGCCUUCGACGGCUGGUCAAGAAACGCGGGCUAGAUAUGCAGGAGAAGACGCCGGUGUAUGUCAAGGACAUGGCCUCGCUCCAGGAAACCAUCCUGCGGACGCAGGAGAAGAGAUUCUGGCUCAGGCUGCAGCAAAUGCAGAUCUGCCUCUACAACCUGGACCUGCGGGUGUCACUCCAGCGGGACUCUAGCGGCGAGCCCAACCUCCCGACAGUGGAAUUCAGCUACAAGUUUACAACAAAGAAGCACCUCGGCCUCACACAGACGCAUGUACUGUCCGCUCUUAUCCCCGGACAUACACCCUGGCUGACAUCUGACCAGGAACACGUUCAUUCUGCCCGAGAUCAUCUACGACCCGUCGGCUGA